Hippocampus zosterae (dwarf seahorse) is the source of this 3747-nucleotide messenger RNA. RefSeq names its product PPARGC1 and ESRR induced regulator, muscle 1 (gene perm1a). Gene Ontology annotation, biological process: response to muscle activity; regulation of DNA-templated transcription. Lineage: Eukaryota; Metazoa; Chordata; Actinopteri; Syngnathiformes; Syngnathidae. Gene Ontology annotation, cellular component: nucleus; cytoplasm. Bases 543 to 3668 code for a protein of 1041 amino acids. The record is from RefSeq and is a predicted model, not a curated record. The transcript is spliced from 4 exons.
CCUCGACACUCACCCCAGCCUCACCUCGACUCCCACUUCCACUCUCAACACGCGAGUGGUUAGGAUCCAGCCUUGCUCCGUUAUGUCACACCCGUGAGCUGUCAAGUGACUGACAACACAGCAACCAUGACUCAUCGUGGAGUGACGUGACUGGGAAGACGCCACUUGUAGGUUCCUGCAGAUUGUUUGUGAUAAUACUGUAACACUAUUAAGAUUGUGGGAUAAACGCAACGUCAGAAACAUCACAGCACAAAUUCUGAACAACAACUAAAGCAGCUUCCAAGAUUGGUGUUUUUUUCCAAGUUGCGAAAUGUUACUUGAAAUAGACUCUUGCUCUGUUGGAGACGCGGGCUCGACGUGCAUUACGUGAUCAGAAGCAUUGCUCUAUAUUUAUCAAAUCAUGAGGCUUGUAGUGACGCCUGUAAAAAGGACGCCCACCUCAAGAAAUGCAACAUGGUGCCGUACAAACUGCAGACCUACGGACCUUCAGAACCUCCGAGCGAUCCAAGCGAGUAUGCUUGCAUCGAGUCUCCCACGUUUAAAUGGAGGACUUGGAGUUCAGUGUGGAGAUCUGCGAACGUGAUUGGCAACACUUUUUUGAAAUGUGCGAGGAGUGUGACUUGCAUCCUCCCUCGCUGGCGACAGCAGACGACUCUGGGCUGAGCGAUUGUGAUCACACAAAGUCCACGCUAGCAGAAAGUGCCCAGGAAGUCUAUCUGACCAGACGCUACUCCCUGGACGCCAUAUCCAACUGCAAGGACUUGGUCAUGGAGACCCAACUUGGUGAACAAGCCGCCGGUGAAAUGGAGAGCAUCCUGUCGGGCAGCGAGGAAGAUAUUCACCUGCAGUCGGUGAAUAUGUUCUUUGAAAGGAUGACGAACCAGGCAAACGUUGGAAAAAGCAAAGAGUCAAAACGGGAGGACGGACUGUGCAGCAAUGGGAUGGAACCCGGCUCAAAGCAGUCUGUCGGAGAUGAAACAAUAUUUGUCAAUGAGAACGACCUUGACAAAAUGAACACCUUUAAAAAAGUCAGGCCUUCUUCUUAUACUUUACAUGGCCUCCCAGCCUGCAGCGCACAGCUCAAGAACGACGGGUCAACUCAUACCGAGUCAUUUAUCGGCAUCCAGACUCAGACUAAAACAAAUGAUACUAAUCCUCACAAACCUGAUGACUCAUUCAACCUUCAUAAGUCACAACAAGGCACAGUCAGCACAAAAGAAGCCAGUGGCCCACCAUCAUCAUUGGCAAUGGCCACCAUGAAAAGGAAGAGGAGGAAAAAGAGAUGCCACGGCAUCGAGUCAACCCAGAGUAGACAUCAGAGGAGCAAUGAUGAGGAGCAGAGUUUAUCUCGAUUUUAUCGCAAUAUAAAGCUGUUGUAUUCAAACGAGCCGCAAAAGACUGACGCGUUAGUCGCAACCAUGGUCCCGUGUGGAGGUACAUGUGAAAGGAGGUUCCGUUGUAGAGAUAGCGAACACAAUGACGAAUUAACGCGUCUCCAGUGCUUUCAUCAUCCAGAUUGUGAAGAUCAAUUCAAUCUAGAAGAUAGAAGACUACAAGUCCAGGCAACCAGUGAGGGUGCAGACUGGGAUGAUGGGGAUGUUAUGGAUGGUGGCCAAGGUGACACCCUAUCUGCUGCUAAGUCCGUCCAGGCUGCAGAGGCUUUACAUUCUGGCAGAGACAAGGGGACGGGAUGUCAAAGACAGGCUGAGACCCAGCAACAGUUGGAGAUGGAAGCUGACAAUUUAGACCAAAAUAGCCAUGAAUUUCUGUUCACAUCUGAUGCGCAGAACUCGACCUUUCCCAACACAGAACUCCAGAAGUGCAAAAUCACUGUGUCUUCAGUAGACGAGACGGUAAGCGAAGUGACCUGCGCUCAAUUAACGGCCAACUUCACGGAAUUAUUAGCUCAUAAAAAGCACCUAUCUGAAAGACCUUCCAGUUUAGCUCUUACGGAAACAGAAUAUCAUGUGGAUAAUCAUAAAUGCGAUGAUGAAGACCGUGAGAUUAGCUCUUUUGUUGGUCCAUUUUCGGAUAACAAAAAGAGAGAAACAAAUCCGGAGUUGCCCUCGUUUGAAGACACAGGGCCAGCGCUGUCUCUAUCCAAUGUAAAUAUUGCUGGUUCUUGUUCAUGUCCCAGUCCAGAUCCGGAUCCAGUUAAUAGAUGUGGCUCAAUCAUGCUCACGCAUCAGGAAGAACCUCACGGCACAGGACAAACAAAGGAUUUCAAGGCUGAAGACGACGAUGUCAUCUCAACAUCACGUGAGCCUGAAUACGUGCCAGAUUCAAAAGAUCCGGUUUUUGUCAUGUCUUCUUUUUGGAGCGAGAUGGAGAAACUGACAAUUAAUGACAUCAUGGGUCUAAGGAAAACGAAUAAGGAGACGGAUGAGAGCAAUCCCAGUCUUUCCUCUCAGUCGGUCGAGUCCAAGACGCUGCCUGCUGGUGAGGACACCAAUGGCGAUUUUGACGCCGUUCCUUCAAAUCCCGAUUCCACUUCUUCAAAGCGUGUACUGUUGUGGGAGAAGGAACCUGUUGAUAUCAUUACUGAGAAAGCGGAGGAGGCACCUUUCAGCGGCUCUCCGAGACACGGAAAUCCUCCACAGGGCCUCCGAAGGAUAUCGAAAAACACAAGCGUGCACAAUCUGAGAGCUUUGGAUUCUCUGGAACCAUGCAGCAAAGCAAAGACAGCACACAUUUUACAAACAUUAGAAGAAUUAGAGGUGAAAGAAGUCAAGAAACACAGUUUAGAUUCGACGCACUGCAAGAGUUUCUCUCUUCAUGACGUAUUUCAGUUCCUCCUUGGUGGAAAACAACAAAUCCACAGCCAGUCAGCGAAAGAUGAUAUCGUCAACUUCAACACGGAUGGAAAAUCAGUCCCUGAAACCUACGAUCAUUUCUUUGCAGAGUUCGGUAUCGAAAAUUUUUUCUACCCUUUCAUUACAGAAGAGAAGCACACAAAGGCGCGUUCAGUCACCUCUGGACAGACAAAGAUGCACUUGGCAGAAGCCUAUGACUAUUUCUUUGCAUGCUCUUCUUCAGACGAUUCUGCAGGGGAAGAAGAAGAAGAGGAAGAGGAAAGCGGCAGUCCGGUGAGGGUGGUAAGCAGGCUUAGCCAAAACUCAAAAAACACUCAAACUUUUACGGACGAUUAUGAGAAUUUCUUUUGUGACAGUGACACGCGAGAGAAUUUCUUUUGGACGGCAACAUUUUCCUUCAGGAAUUUUCAUCUCAGUAGAGGUGCAGUCUGGAACAAGAGGUCAACCCCGUCAUCACUCGGGCAUGCGGGGCGGAAUGUGCAAAAUGCUGCGACUCUCCGUGAUUUAGGACAUACGGGCUUUACUCAUCUGCUCAGCCAACAAAGGGAAAACAGGAUCACCAGAUCAAUUUUGACGCAACUAUUCGGAUAUGAAGACAUGCAAAGAGCUCUUCCAAACCCAAGGACGGAUGUUUCCCUGCUCCGUCUCAGACAAUCGGAUAUGUGUCUGGUCUGUAUUGCAUUCGCUUCCUGGGUGUUGAAGACGGCAAAUCCCCAAGUUGGAGACAUGUGGAAGGCCGUUCUGCUGGCAAACCUAAGUGCUCUGUCAGCCAUUCGGUACCUGCGGAAGGACGUCAAGGUGGAGAUGGCAGCCGGACAGAAGAAACAGCAUCUGACCACACUCAGUGGUACUUGAGUUAUCUAAAUGAUUCAGCACUGAGCUCAAGUUCCUGUAAUUAAUUCCUUUUGAAUUUGUACCAAAACCUCAAACUCUC